AAAUCAUCUUGGAUGUGUCAUUUGAUCUCGGAUGUUUUAAGCAACGUACGAAGAACGGACCCCUGGUCCUCCAUAUAACUUGCCCAGUAUUGGAAUUAUUGUGCUUUUCCUACAAGUGACUUCUCAACAAAUGUAGGCACAAUUCAGGAUUGAUUCUUCAACCCCUACUGUGGGGAGCCCCGAUGCCGUGGUUUCACUCAUUCUAACAACACUCAAAAAGACAUACAAGUGUUAGGGACCAACUCACACGUAAAACAGACAGACUAAACGAAACUGGACAAACAAGUGUUAGGGAUAGUUACGUCAUUAUUUCUGUGCGGAACCUACGUGCACGUGCGUCAAGCAGAAAGCAACUUUAAAAUGCCGUGCUGAAGCGCGUGACAGCAGACGGAACCGGAGGCAGCCUGACGUAGGAGUUUGACACAGCGUUUUCUCCGUCACUUUCUAAAGAACUCUCAUAUGAGAACUCUGGGUUCUCUCCUAAAAGUAACAGAAGGGUCAUCGAAACAAAGGAAUUCAACACCGAUAAAGAUGAGUAGUAUUCCAAAGAUGGACAACAUUGAAGAUGCGAAGACGGAACUGAAAACAUUGAAGGCUAAAGUCGAGAAAGCUGAUGAUAUAAAGGCCAGGAUGGUCUUGGAAAAACUGGAAGAAGAUGAGGCCAAGAAGAAGGCCCAGCAGGAGAUGAUGGCAUAUGUUCAGAAGCAGGAGUCUUGCCAGAAACAAUUCUGUCAACAACUGGAUAUUGUGCAGGAAGAAAUCCAGAGGCUUUCGAAACACAAACAAGAUAUAUUGGAUAAAUUAAAAAUAUGUAAAGCUGAACUGGAGGCAAAGAGAGCUGAGACUUCAAAACUGAAGCACAAAUUCAAGAUCUACGCCCAGAUUCCCAACACAGAUGUGAAGUUUCUUGCUCGUUUCAAAGAAGGUGAGGGGUGGAGAGAUGACAGCUGUAAGUCAAUCAGAGGAGUGUUUACCAUCAGUCAGAGAGCUGCCGUGCUUCUACAAGGAGGACAGGCACUCCUCACCUUUGAGGAAGAGAAAGUUGCUCAUCAAAUCCUGAAGCUCACCAGUUGCCGUGUGUCCUGUGAAAGCACCACCUUGGAUGUGAAACCCAAAGGAAUCGCCUUGGAAACAGCUGUGAAAUUUGAGGUCCAGGUGGAUGUUUCCAGAAAAGAGCUCAAAGUAUUCAAUAUCCCGCCUUCCUUGCCAGAAGAGAGAAUGAAGGACCGUCUAGAAAUAAGUUUUUCUAGACCAACCCGAGGAGGAGGAGAAGUGGAGAAUGUGAACUACAAUGGCAACACAGGAACAGGGAUCAUCACAUUUUUGAAACCUGGAGUUGCCUGGAGGUUGGCCAUGAAAGGAGGUUACAAACUAAAUCUGGAAUCUGAAGUAAACGUCAUGGUCAGACCAGCAUAUGAGUACAAAUUGGAAAGGUUUCAGACAUCUUGUGGCUUAUCCAAGCGAACCAUUCUUCUGCAAGACAUUGAUGAUGUGGAGGAUGAGGAGGACCUGCAGGACCACCUUGAAAUUCAUUUUCAGAAGCCCAACAACGCCGGUGGGGAAAUAGAGAGCAUCAAGUAUAUUUCUAAGGGAAAAGCUCUACAGGCAUUUUUCAGUGAAGAUACAAUGGACAUAACUGACUAAAGUUAACUAGAAGCACCUUAUAUAGUACGUGUGUUUAGGGUAAGAAGGGAAGAGCAAACUCCCUGCCACUAUCAGUGUCUGAAACAGAAAAGCAUUUCUGUUUUAAGACUUUGAAGUGUUGUUUGGUUGUGGUGAUCUUUCUUUUUCUAUUCUGCAAAAGUGGGCAUGUGUUUUGUUUUAUUUACAUUAAAUUACUAUGUUAUCAGUCUAUAGAUAUGCUUCAGAGGGUAGUUUAGGCAAAUUUAUGUUCAGUUACCAUGUGUAUCUGAACACUCAGAUUGAUGAUUGGAACUGGUACAAAAUAUUGAUUUUAAUGUAAGUUAUUGCACGUGAUUCAAUGUAAAUUAUUGCAUGAUGAUGUGAUUCAACGAAAACUUCAGCAGUCAAAUCACUGUAGUAAAAGUAAAUGAUAUGUCAUUGAAGAGGGCAGAUGAUGUGCUAAGUUAAGUCUCAUUGGGUCUUUACUCUAUGAACCAUUAAAUCUAAGUUCUGUCAUUUUAAAUUUUUUUGGGACAUGAACUUUCCCAGCAGGGUACACUAUUUGUAACUUUUCUAUCCUAAGGAAAUUCUCCCAUUUGUUAUAGAUAUUUUGCAUACUGCAUAAAUGAAUUCAGGAGUAAAUGGUUCAUUUGGAAAUGUUUGCUUUUUUCUGGGUCAGUGCUGGUAGAUUUAAGCUUGUGUAAUGCAUACUUUACAGCACUUUGAAUCGUCUUGUUACUGAAAAGUGCUCUAUAAAUAAACUUGCCUUGCCUUAAUGGUAUUUUCCCCCUUGUUUAUGACGCUCAAUAAAAUAUAGAGAUAAUAUCAA
Fundulus heteroclitus (mummichog) is the source of this 2452-nucleotide messenger RNA. It is a transcript of the gene nmi, whose product is annotated as N-myc (and STAT) interactor. The transcript is spliced from 9 exons. Gene Ontology annotation, cellular component: cytoplasm. NCBI's taxonomy places the organism in Eukaryota, Metazoa, Chordata, Actinopteri, Cyprinodontiformes, Fundulidae. The coding region runs from base 460 to 1644 and encodes 394 amino acids. The record is from RefSeq and is a predicted model, not a curated record.